Messenger RNA from Caenorhabditis angaria, 1637 nucleotides. The record is from the annotation of a GenBank genome assembly. NCBI's taxonomy places the organism in Eukaryota, Metazoa, Nematoda, Chromadorea, Rhabditida, Rhabditidae.
AUGAGUGCAAAACAACAAAAAAUCAAACGAGAAACUAAAGUUGAUGUGAGUUUUGUUUUUAUUUGAAAAUUCAAUGAAUAUUUAUUUUUAAUCAUUUCAGUUCAAGGAAUGCUUGGAUAAUUGUCGAAUCAUCAACAAAGAAAAUGAGAAAGGAAAGAUGUUCGAAACAAAAAAACAUCGAGGAUUUAGCGUUAUGGUGGAUAUUCAAGAAUACCUCGAAUUCUGCGAAGAUCACAAACAUGAGCGCAAGUUUCAAAUUCCAGAAGAAGAAUUCAGGAAGAUUGUGGAUGAUAUUUGUAUCGAACAAUUGGUAGUAAUCUUAUGUUUUUAUCCAAUUUAAACGUCUAUUUUUUUCAGAAAUCUGAUAUCAAAUUCGAAAAAGGCGCAUAUGUUGUUAUGCAAAUUGAAGCAGAAGAAGUUUUAGCAAAAUUCUUUUCAAUGCUUCAAUUAUCUUGUGAACACAAUGGCCGAGUUACAAUCACUGAAAAUGAUGUCAAACUUGUUAACAACCUUCUUGAUUUGAACAAUGAAGGAACAAGAUUCAAGUGAGUGUUGUUAAUAUUUUAUUUUGUUUAUGUUUCUAUAUUUCCGUGUUUGUAUCAUUUUUUAAUCGAAUCUUUCAAACCCAAAAAAAAAUCAACAGCAUAUCUCACUUUUUGAUUUAACUGGUAACACUUUAAUAUUCUAAGGUAAGGUAAUUUUCAGAAAUUACUAAUUUUAAUUACUUCAUACUUUUCUGUAUCUUUUCUGUUAUUUGUUUAUAUAAAUUGUGUUUAUUCUGAUUUUUGCAUGCAAUCAGUGUCAAUUCUUUCACUGCGUACUAUUUGUUUCUAUUUGGGAUUUCUACCAGAGACACUUUUCAGAUGUUUGAUGAGGUUUGGGAUUUUUAUUUGAAGUUUGAUGAAUCGCAAACAAAUUCUGAUAUUUUGACUAAAAAACAAUGGGAUUGGCUGAUACAAGUUAGUUUUUUUCCUGAAUCAUUUAUAAAAUAAUUUGUUUUUAUUAUUUUCCAGGCUAAGAAACUACAGGAAAAUGAACAUUUGACCGAGUUUAUCACUGAUGUUUCACUAUCGAAUAUCAAAUUGAAAUUUGCGAUGAGAUCUGAUGUAUAUCUUAUCACGAUUUUGGAAAAUUCGAGAAAAAUCAGUGGGAAAUUUAGUGAAGGAUUCAAAUCAAAGAAAAAUAUGGGAAGGUUGGAUGAAUUAAUUGAAGAAUUACGAGAAUAUUUUGAAGUUUUGGAUGAAGCUAUUUAUGAAAUCAAUGAUAUUCAAUCAUAUGGUUUUUCUAUCAAUAAAAUAUUUCUUGAUGAAAAUGAAGAAUCAACUUUGAUUAUCGAAAUAACAGAAAAGGUUGGUUUUCUUUAAAUAUUUACAAUGAAAAUUUAAUUGUUUCAGAGAACCAAAGAAAAACUAAAAAUAUCUCUGGAUUAUACAAAUUAUCGAGAAUUUCCAAAAUCAAUUUAUACUUCGAAUAUUGCAAGAAGUGCAAAUUUUGAAUGUGAAAAAUGGAAUUGUGAAGAUCGAAUUGGAAUAAAUUUAUGCAAAUUGUUCAAGAAAGAAAAACAAGACGAGAUAAAUUCAUCCAGAAAAAAAUUUGAAGAAGAAGAUAAUCAGGACCAAUUUAUGGAUUUCAUUUGA